AUGAGAAGAACAGGAAGCGAUCAAAAUAUUACAUUAAGAGGAGAAUCCGGUAGUGGAAAGUCCGAAAUCCGUAAAUUGACUAUCCGACACUUGGUGCGACUUAGCAGCCAUCGAAAAGAAUCCAAAGUUCAACAACAAAUCAUAGAAUCACAAAAGGUUUUUGAAGCUUUUGGUCAAUGUAUCAACGGCUCCCGUUAUGGUUACUACGGUGAAAUCCAGUUUAAUGAACGUGGAAGAAUGAUCGGUGCAAAAACACUUUCAUACUUUUUGGAAAAAGCCCGUGUCACAGGUCACUCAUCCUCCGUCGCCGACGGUAAUUUCAAUAUCUUUUAUUACUUAUUGGCUGGUGUAUCCCCAGAAGAAAAAUCAGUACUCCAAAUUCUCAACACAGAUCCAUCUCAAUACAACUAUCUAUCAAAAUAUAAGAAACGCCCGCUUAAUUUGAUUGACGACGGCGCCCAAUUCCAGCAACUCAAAGUAUCGUUGAAGACAUCUGGUUUCCGAAAGGAACAUAUUGGAAGAAUCGUACAACUCGUUGCAACCAUACUUCAUCUUGGUAACCUGGUCUUUGUGGAUCCUGUGGGUACUGGUACACAGGAAGCUGCUUUUGUUAAAAACACCGAACAACUCGAAAUUGCUGCAGAUUUUUUGGGUUUGGACCCUCAUGCUUUAGAAAAUGUAUUGACGUUUAAAACAACAAUGAUCCGUAAAGAUAUCACCACUUUGAUUCUUAAUGCUGAACAAGCCUCAGUUCAGCGUGAUGAACUCUGCCAGGCCCUAUAUUCUCUCAUGUUUUCGUGGAUUGUUGAGCGUGUCAAUAGUAAAACUUGUCAAGAUGAAUUUAAUAGUUUCAUUGGCAUUUUAGACUUCCCCUCACUUCAGUCAAAUGGUGCAUUUGAUCAACUCUGUGUCAAUAUUGGAAAUGAACGUAUAUUGCAUUAUCUCAACGAAACCGUUUUUGAUAUAGAACCUGAUCUUUUCCGUUCCGAAGGCGUUGCUGUUCCAGAUAUUCAGGUCGAUAAUUCUUGUACUGAUCUUUUAAGUCGUCCAAAAGGUAUUUGUGACACCAUCAAUACAAUGACCGACGUUUCAAAACGAUCAUACACUGAUGCAAAUGUGAUGGAUUCACUUGUUAAAUUCAAUACAACACAUCCUGCAUUUUUUGUCAAGACUUCGGAUACACAUGCCCGCCGUUUUGUUAUCAAUCAUUAUGAAGGUAAAGCUCCUGUUGAGUAUUCUACAGAUGGGUUUGUCGCACAAAACAACAGCCAGAUCUCUGUCGAUUUCGUUUCGCUUUUCAAGGGCGGUCUAGAUGUACAACCUUCUUGGAAUACUUUUAUCGUUGAUUUAUUUGCAAAUGUUAAGAUUGAAAAUCAUCCCAAACAUGCUGCCGCCAUUGUCGCUGCAAGCCAGUCGGCUAAGCCUACCAGAGCUCCUUCUCAGCGUCGUUCUACACGUAGAAAGGAUGGUUUGGAUAAUGAAAAAUCCCAUACCACAGGAUCUUCCAGCCAAACUAUAUUAUCUCAAAUUCAAUCGUCUAUGGACGAACUUAUUCAAUCGUUUGAGGAAGCUAAGUUAUGGAUGGUUUUUUGUAUCUCCCCCAAAAAACAAGGUUCAAAAUCCUUCGACUCUAAAUAUGUACAAUCUCAAAUUAAUUAUUUCAACUUACCCGCUGUGCUUCAAUUACCAACGAUCCACUAUGUCGAAUCUUAUCCUCAUCAAGAAUUUUUGGAUCGUUAUGGUCACUUAUUUCAAGAACUUGAUACUUCACGGUUACUCCGUUCCCAAUGUGAGACAGCUGCAGGCUUAAUGAAUUGGACUACAAAUAAUAUGUGUACCACACAAAAUAAGGUCUUUCUUAGUGCCAUUGCAUGGCGUGAAUUAGAAGAUCAACUGCGCUCAUACGAAAAAAUAGAACAACGUCAAGCUAAAGAUGAAUUAGAUUCGGGUAGUCAAGUAAAUGUGUCCAAUAGAAGUACAGGACAUCCUUUUGCUGCUGCUGCUGCCGCUGCCGGACUUCCAUUACCACCACAACAGUAUGCUCAACAAGACGAUCAACGAUCAUAUUAUUCUGAGGACGAAUCUGCACAAUAUGUUGAGAACGAUGGUUCUUAUUAUGGUUCUGACUCCUACGGAUACUCCAAUAGCAGUCAAGGUAAAAAUGGUCUUGGUUUACUUCCUACACAGCCCGCCAUUGUUGAAAACUUGGAUGCGUCGGAAGAAGAUGAAACUAAAAUGACAAGCGGAAGAAAACGCUGGUUAUUUUUUGUUUAUUUUUGUACAUGGUGGAUUCCUUCCAAAUUCAUGGUUUGGUGUGGUCGUAUGAAGAGAAAGGACGUGCGUAUUGCUUGGCGUGAAAAGGUGACACUCUGUAUGCUUAUUUUCUUAAUGUGUGCUUUUGUUAUUUGGUUUUUGGUAUUCUUUGGUGAAUUUGUCUGUCCCCAUCAAAAUGUAUAUUCAACAUCUGAAUUACAAAGUCAUGGCGCUGAUGCCGAUACGGCCUAUGUCGUUAUUCGGGGCGAAGUAUUCGACUUGACUGCAUUUGCUCCUCAUCAUUACCCUCCCAAUCUGGUGCCUACUUCUUCCGUUUAUAAUUAUGCUGGUACCGAUGCUACCGGAUUAUUCCCCGUUCAAGUAUCUGCUCUUUGUGAGGCUCCAGAUGGCUCUCAAAUAUCUCCUUAUGUCUCUUUGAACUACCAAAUUAAUUUGACUGAUACCAAUGGUAAUUAUCAUGAUUUCAGAUACUCAACCGAUAGCUAUAAUCCCAACUGGUAUUAUGAUCAUAUGACUCUUUUGCGCAAAAAUUACAAAGUCGGUCAUAUGGGCUUUGAAAUGAAGGCCAUCUCUGAUCAAUCUAAAAGCGCUACCUUGGUCAAUGGCAUUAAAAGUCUUCGUACUUGGGGUGUUAUUGAUGGUCAUAUUUAUGAUUUGACUGCUUAUGCUAUGGGUGGUCGAUUUGCUCGCGGUCCUCCCGGUGAAGAUGUGCCUACUGAUAUCAAUACAAAUUUUAUGUCUCAAACAGUCGUUGAUCUCUUUCAGCAACAAUCUGGUGGCGACCUCACCAAAUCUUUUUACAAUCUUCCACUUGAUGCCGCUACUCGUGAACGUGAAUUGGUCUGUCUUCGCAACCUGUUCUUUGUUGGCUAUUUGGAUACCCGUAACUCAGUCAAGUGCCAAUUCUCUACAUACCUGUUAUUGGUAGUAACUUGCUGUAUGGCUUUUGUUGUUGUCUUUAAGUUUGCUGCCGCUAUUCGUAUUGGUGGAAAACGUGCCCCUGAAGAACAUGACAAGUUUGUUAUUUGCCAAAUUACUUGUUAUACUGAAGAUGAAGAAUCCUUGCGUAAGACUGUCGAUUCAAUCGCUACAUUGCAUUAUGAUGAUAAGCGCAAGCUUUUGUUCGUUAUUUGUGAUGGUAUGGUUGUUGGUAGUGGUAACGAUUUACCCACAUCUCGUAUUGUGCUUGACAUUUUGGGUGUUGAUUCUCAAGUUGAUCCAGAAGCGCUAUCUUUUGUCUCUGUCGGCGAUGGUAAUAAGCAGCAUAAUAUGGGUAAAAUUUACUCUGGUUUAUACGAAGUAGCUGGUCAUGUUGUGCCUUAUAUUGUAGUAGCUAAAUGUGGUAAUCCCCGUGAACGUCAAAAGCCAGGUAAUCGUGGUAAACGUGAUUCCCAGUUGGUCUUGAUGUCUUUCCUCAAUCGUGUCCAUUAUGAUGCUCCAAUGAAUCCUCUUCAACUUGAAAUUUAUCAUCAAAUGAAAAAUGUAAUCGGUGUUAGUCCAGGUUUUUAUGAUUUUGUACUCAUGGUGGAUGCCGAUACCGAAGUUAUGCGUGAUGGUUUAAAUUAUUUGGUGUCUAGUGCUGUGCAUGAUUCCAAGAUUAUUGGUAUUUGUGGCGAAACUACUCUUUCUAACGAAAAAGACACCUGGGUUACUAUGAUCCAAGUUUACGAAUACUUCAUUUCCCAUCAUUUAAUCAAGUCUUUUGAAUCACUGUUUUCUACAGUUAGUUGUUUGCCUGGUUGCUUCACUAUGUAUCGUAUUCGUACUGUAGAUGGUAAACGCGCCUUGUUUGUCAGUAACGAGAUUAUUGCCGAUUAUUCGGUCAAUGUAGUUGACACCUUGCACAAGAAGAAUUUGCUUCAUCUUGGUGAAGAUCGUUAUUUAACUACUUUGCUCUUAAAACAUUUUGCUGAAUUCAAGACCAAAUUCACUCCCGAUGCGCAUUGUAAGACUAAUGCUCCUGAUCUUUGGAGUGUUUUGAUCUCUCAACGUCGUCGUUGGAUUAAUUCUACCGUUCACAAUCUCGGAGAACUUGUAUUCUUGGAUCGACUCUGUGGUUUCUGUUGUUUCUCUAUGCGUUUCAUUGUUAUGCUCGAUUUGAUCAGUACACUUGUCAUGCCUGCUAUUAUGGGUUAUCUUGGUUAUCUGAUCUAUACUUUGGCACAUUCUGAUGGAACCAUUCCUAUUAUUACUGUUGCUACAAUUGCUGGUACUUACGGUCUUCAAGCCUUACUAUUCAUCAUGAAGGGUCGUUGGGAAUUUAUCAUGUGGAUGAUUGUUUCUAUUUUCGCUAUUCCCGUCUUUUCAUUUUACAUUCCAAUUUACUCUUAUUGGCAUUUCGAUGAUUUCUCUUGGGGUAACACUCGUGUUGUUGUUGGUGAAACAGGUAAAAAGGUGGCUGUUGCUGCCGAUGAAGGCAACUUUGAUCCUAAAUCCAUUCCCACAAUGAAAUGGUCCGAAUACGAACAAGCCUUACUUUCUGAAGAAAACUGGAGCGAUAAUUUGUCUCAAGGUAGCAGCAGUGGUUACACGCAUAACAGUCGCCGUAGUGGUAACCGUAAAACGAACAAUGCAACCUCUAUAUACAACCAAAGCGCUAUGAUGAAUGGAUCAUCCGAUAACAUGAGUAACUAUUCGCCAAGUAUGAUGAUGCAACAACAACGCGGUCCUGGCAGUGUGUACGAUCAUCAAAGUAUGAUAAUGCCAUCCUCCACAUCGAUGCCAAUGAUGGUAUAUUCCAACAGUGUUAAUAAUUUAAAUAUGAUGCCUAUGCCUUCUAGUCGUUCUAUGGCUUCAUUCGCGCCUGCUGCACAAUCUUUCAACCAACCCGGACAGUAUAUUGCUAUGCAACAAUCACCCCAAUUUGCCAACAAUAUUAGUAGUCCAUCUAUAAUUAUGGAUGGCUUUGCUAUGGGUGAUAAUAUCGGACCCAAAAAUGAAGAAAUUAUGCUUCAGGUCCAACGCAUAUUGAGCACUGCAGAUUUAACCCAGGUCACCAAGAAGCAGGUUCGUGAAGAAUUACAAGAAAUAUUUGGUGUUUCAAUGGCAACUAGGAAAGACUACAUUAAUGCUUGUAUCGAAAAUAUCCUUCAAACCCGGGCUUAG
Messenger RNA from Mucor mucedo, 5379 nucleotides. RefSeq names its product chitin synthase-domain-containing protein. The coding region runs from base 1 to 5379 and encodes 1792 amino acids. Gene Ontology annotation, molecular function: cytoskeletal motor activity; ATP binding; chitin synthase activity. The record is from RefSeq and is a predicted model, not a curated record. NCBI's taxonomy places the organism in Eukaryota, Fungi, Mucoromycota, Mucoromycetes, Mucorales, Mucoraceae. Gene Ontology annotation, cellular component: cell periphery; cell septum; myosin complex. The transcript has 3 exons.